GUGGGGCUUACUGGGAAUGGACAGGAUUUAAUAUACAGAGAGACAAGGGGGUGUGGCCUCUUGUUCUGACCAAUCAACGGCACAGAGGGGCGUGGUUACAACCAAUCAUCAGCCUGGAGAGAAGACUGUCUCUGCCCACUCAGCAAUGUGUAUUUGAACCUGUAUCUCCCUCUCAGCUCUGCAUUGACAGGUGGCCUGUCUUACCUGUCCAGAUGAUGAAGGAAGUUCAUCCCUCCUUCUUUUCUUCAGGGUUUUCUUCCAGAUUGACUCUGCUGACUGACUACAGACACAAGAAACGAGGGAUAAGUGGAGGUAAAGUUUCUUAUGGAGGAGCUUUGCUGCUGAGGACGAAGGGAACGACAGACGGCAACAAACAGUGUGUUGGUGUGUCUGCAGACAGAGCAGAGGAGGAAGACGAUGAGGAGGGAGGUGAAGAUGGAAGGAACGACAAACGUCCUGUCGCCUCCACUCCUGUCCCAGGGUCGCCAUGGUGUGUGGUCUGGACUGGAGACGACCGGGUCUUCUUCUUCAAUCCCACAAUCCACCUUUCUGUCUGGGAGACACCGGGGGAGCUGAUUGGUCAAGACAUCAGCAGCAUCAUCGAGGACCCACCCCACAAGAGGAAGAGGACGACACCUGCUGACACCAGCUCAAGCUGUCAGUCAUCUGGUCUCCAUAGCAACGAUGAAGAUGAUGACCAUGAACACAACUCCAAAAAAAACAGAAUAGAGGAACCAAUGUCUCUCGUCCCUCGUCCAGGUGAAGUUAAACUCCUCCCACUGGAGCUGCGUGUUGCUCAUUUUAGGGAAAUGAUGCUUGAGAGAGGGGUUUCUGCGUUCUCCACCUGGGAGAAGGAGCUCCACAAGAUGGUGUUUGACCCUCGAUACCUGCUGCUGACCUCAGCUCAGAGGAAACAGGUGUUUGAUCAGUUUGUGAAGAGCAGGAUGAAGGACGAGUACAAAGAGAAGAAGAGCAAACUCCAGAAAGCCAGAGAAGAGUUCAAGCAGCUGCUGGAAGAGGCCAAGAUCACCAGCAG
Messenger RNA from Micropterus salmoides (largemouth bass), 1036 nucleotides. Its product is annotated as transcription elongation regulator 1-like protein. Lineage: Eukaryota; Metazoa; Chordata; Actinopteri; Centrarchiformes; Centrarchidae. The record is from RefSeq and is a predicted model, not a curated record. Gene Ontology annotation, cellular component: nucleus. Gene Ontology annotation, molecular function: RNA polymerase binding; transcription coregulator activity.